This is a messenger RNA of Python bivittatus (Burmese python), 2685 nucleotides long. NCBI's taxonomy places the organism in Eukaryota, Metazoa, Chordata, Lepidosauria, Squamata, Pythonidae. The record is from RefSeq and is a predicted model, not a curated record.
UGUGCCUAAGAUGGGACUAGAACUCACGGUCUCCCAGUUUCUAGCCUGGUGCCUUAACCACUACGCCAAACUGCUCUCUUUUCUCCCAUUAAUGUAUAGCAAAUCUGAGACCAGUCUUAAGACUGGAGAUGAAUACUCAUUUUUAGAGGAGAGUCCAAAUGGUUCAAGGGAAGUGCCCCUUCAUUUCUUUUGAGCUAUUGCUAGCUUUCAUCAGUACAACCAACCCUCAGUCCAGAAGGCCACUGGGUAACUUUGGGCCAGUCACUUUCUCUCAGCCCAACCUACCUCACAUGGUUAGUGUUGUGGGGAAAAAUAGGAGGAGGGGACACUAUAUACACUGCCUUAAGCUCCUGUAAAAAAGACAAGAUAUAAAUGUUGUGUAAAUAAAUACAUUAAAGUGUUUCAUUGGUGAAAAACGAUUGAAUACUAAAUGGGCAGUUCUCCAUCUUUCAAAGUGCUUCUGCUCUUGAAACCAAGAUUAUUUGUCUUGGUCUUAAAACAUCUAUGUGCCAUGGCCAGUCCCAGCAGCAGGACUGAAUCAGAUGACCUAAUAUUCUAGCAUUGGGUUCUGAUAUUCCACAGAUUGAUAAACUCAGGCAGGAUGAAGCUUAUGUAUUAAUGAAAUUCCGCAGUUAGCUGAAAAGACCAUAAAGAAGCAGCAUUAUCAGCGGCUCAGCAUCACAUGCUUGGAUGCAGUGAAUUCUCGGGGUGGGGGUGGGAGCUUUAGAGAGGAAAGGUAUUGCUGGAGAAAUCACUGAUUUUAAAUGUUUUUCAAAUCUGCCUGAGCCCUAGAAUCUUUCACUUCAGGAAUAAAGUGCUGCCUUUUAGAAUCGAAAGCCCUUUUUGUGUUCUGAUGUGUUAAUGCUGCUUGCUUGCACCAGUGAGACAGUGUCUGUGAGCAAUGGAUCAAGCCCUCUUGUGGUUCAAGAAUCUGUUCACCAGAAAGGAGACCGAAGAAAGCAAGUCGAUUGUGCAGAAAAAUGUAUAUGCUGAGAAUGAAGCAUCCUGUUAUGCCAGCAUUAACGGAGCAGAUGCUGCUGAGGUCUCUUGUGUUCCUUGUGGCAACCACACCAAUCGAGGUUCUGUCACUUGUCCUACUUGCCAGGGCACUGGAAGAAUCCCCCGAGAGCAGGAGCAACAGCUGGUGGCCCUCAUUCCAUAUGGAGACCAGCGGCUGAAGCCAAGACGGACGAAGCUGUAUGUGUUUCUCACAGUAGCCAUUUGCCUGCUGAUGACGUGUCUCAUGAUGUACUUCCUGUUCCCACGGUCAAUUGCGGUGCUCCCCUCUGGCCUCAAUGCCUCCUCCAUUUCUUUUGACAAUUAUACUUCUAGCAUCAUCCUCAAUAUGACUAAUAUAUUAAAUGUGACAAACAACAACUUUUACCCUGUGCACGUGGCUCAACUUGAUAUUGAAGUCUUGCAUAAGACAGUGGUGAUUGGGAAAAACACAGUGAUGACUCAGUUAGAUAUCAGGCCUCUGCAAAGUGCCCAGAUCCUUUACAGUGUCUCCAGUACAAUCGUGGAUAGCAACACUUACAAAAUUUGCACAUGGAUCAAAAUAAAAGUUCACAAUGUUCUUCUGCAUAUACAAGGUACCUUGACUUGUUCCUAUCUCUCUCACUCGGAGCAGCUGUCCUUUGAAAAGUAUCAGUAUGUGGAUUGCAGAGACAAUGUUCUACUGUCUUGAUUCUGGAAUCCCUCAUGGCUACAAUGGAGUCCUGGAGGCACUUCUUUUCUUCAGUCUCCUUCAGUGAAAUUGCAGUAGCAUGAUUUUCAUGCCUCCACUGACUUGUGGAGCGGGGAGAAGCAGAAUCUGUGAUUCCUUGUUGCCAGUUCUGUGAAACAGGAAGGUGGCUGUGGUAGGACAUUCCUCUUAAGAUAGCAUGGAAUGAUGCUGAUGGACCAGUGGUGUGCUAAAAGAACAGCAGAACUGCACUGGACUGCAGAAAAGAGAAUGCAAGAAGAGCAUGCUAACAUGGGACAGUUAUACUGCAUAUUGGAAUUUGAAUGGACUUAGGCUGCACUGAGCACUAGCUGGUUGCUGAAUUUGCACAGAUAUUGUCUAUUUUUUGGAGGUUGCUGCCUGGAGCUGGGGUCUAAACACAAUUAACCUUGUCACUGUAGACUUGGAGGGCCUGGAGCUGAUCUGAGGCCUUCUCCUUUUUCCAGAUCUAUCUUCCUCCCAUACCCAUACAGCAGGAAGAAAGCUUGAACUUUUUGAACACAAGCACUACGUUUAAGCUGAAGUUGUAUUUCUUUUCCCACUAGAUUUUUCCCUGCUCAUUAGUUCAGCUCUUUAUAAGUUGUAGAAAGAAAAAAGGCUCAAGUAGCCAGAAUUAUUGCCCUGUUCAAAUGCCGCUUUUCUAAAUCUAUUUCUACUAUAGUUUACUCUCUUUUGGAGCUAAGAGGAGAAUAAAAUCAUGGAGACAUUUUCUCCUGGACCAAUAUGACAGUUCUCAUACAAAAAAAAGAUCUGCAAAAUAGUCUCAUACAUUGAUAGAAGUGUUUGCCUUUGAAUUUAGGUGGGUUUGAAGCAGAUGUGCAGUGCUGCCUGAUGAUAUGAGUAUAUGGUAGGAAGGACAGGUUGGUAAGAAAAACGAAUACUUUGGUCACUGGAAAAGUCAGGUAUUUAGCCACCUUUUUACAAAGAUACUUGUUCAAUGCUUCCUGUUCUCCCAAGUUGGU